AUGCCCAUUCUUUUCAUCGACUGUUACGAUUCGUUUACGUAUAAUCUGGUCCAUCUUAUAGAGGACACUACGAAAACAAAGGUCUCUGUGAUCCAUAAUGACUCUUUGAGUAAGGACCAGCUCCUAGAACUUCUCCCGUUUGCAGACGCAGUGGUGGUUGGUCCCGGUCCGGGGCAUCCUGCAGUCGAUACUGAUUCUGGAGUGAUCCGCUACCUUUGGGAUUUACCCCAUGAACUGCAGCUGCCUAUUUUUGGUGUGUGUUUUGGUUUGCAGUCUCUUUGCCUGGCAUUCGGCGGCGAAAUCAAACGGCUAGAUCAGCCGCAGCACGGCCAGUACGGCGAAAUCACGCAUACGGGCAAUAACCUCUUUGCAGGAAUCCCUCAGCAGUACAAGGUUAUUCGAUAUCAUUCACUACAUGCGGUGAUUGAAAAUGCACCCCAGCUGGUACCUCUCGCUCAUUGCAAUGACGUUCUGAUGGGUGUAUGUCACACUGACCUGCCAUACUACGCGGUACAGUUCCACCCUGAGAGCGUCUUAUCCGAAUUUGGUGCUCAGUUGAUUGAGAACUUCUGGAAAUGUGCCAAAGAGUACAACCAGUCUCGCGGCAGAGCCGUCCUACCUGAUGCUGGCAAGCUUAGUUACUCGUCGUUGCAUACAACCCCACUGCUAUCGGUGAAGCCCGAGAGCAAGGCUACCCUGCCCGAGAUCACGAGUCUCGAGCGGAUUGACCCGAUGCUAAUUUGUAACAGUUUGAAGGCAAAAAAUACGGAGUUUGUACUACUCAAGUCUGCCUCAUAUCCCGGCAAGUGGUCUAUUAUCGGUGUUCUAGAUAAAAACACUACACAUCUUCGUUGCAAAAACGACAAAACUCGCAUAGGUCCUCUGCAUGGUGAUUUCAUUGAGCAUGAAGGUGACUUUUGGGCGCACGUCGCUCAGCACAUGGGGCCAAGAAUUGUGGAGCCCCCGCAAACUAGCGACAUUCCUUUUUGGGGUGGCUUAGUGGGCUACGUCACAUACGAAAAGGCCUGCAACGUGUCAUGUGACCCAGAUUUGGAGCAGCCGAGCAGCGAUGCCUCGUUCGUUUUUGUGGAAAACUGUAUACUCGUGGGCGAGAAGGCCACAGUGGUUAUUUCCCCGGACAGCAAGUGGCAUGAAUCUACAAAAACAUUCUUAUGUGACAUAAAGAGCUCUCCUGAAACUUUUUCGAGCUCUGAUCUACCAGUGGCGCACGUUUCCCGCCCAGACAAGAGCAGUUACAUUGACAAAAUCGAGCGAUGCUUCGAGUACCUGCGCUCGGGUGAUUCCUAUGAGCUUUGUUUGACUGCACAAACAAAGGCAGUGUUUGAAAAGCCUGUUGAUUCUUGGGAUUUGUUCCGCCACGUGCUUGGUAUCAAUCCGGCACCGUACAUGUCCUAUAUGGACUUCGAUGAUAGGCUGGUGGGGGCAUCACCAGAGCGAUUUAUGUCCUGGGAUUCUAAAGGCACAUGCCAGUUCCGUCCUAUCAAAGGUACAGUCAAGAAGGCACCGGGAAUCACUCGAGCUGAUGCCGAAGCGAUCUUGGGAAGCAACAAAGAGCGGGCCGAGAACCUCAUGAUCGUCGAUCUAAUCCGACACGAUCUGGGGUUGCUGCUGGAUACGGUUGAGAGUCCUCUGCUGAUGAGCGUAGAGGAGUACAAAACAGUAUACCAGCUUGUAAGUGUUAUUGAAGGACCUUUAAACGAAACGCCCUUCAGUGGCUUGGAUGUCCUCGUUCACUCUCUGCCGCCUGGUUCCAUGACCGGCGCUCCCAAACUUCGGUCGGUUGAGAUUUUGAGACAGCUUGAAACUGAGCCAAGAGGCUUGUACUCGGGCGUUGCCGGUUAUUGGUCAAUUACUGAUCAAGGCGACUGGAGUGUGACCAUUCGAUCAGCGUUUCAAUACAAAGAUUAUGACAAUUGCACCUGGCGCCUUGGUGCCGGUGGUGCUAUUACUAUUCUAAGUGAUGUUGACGAUGAGUUUGCCGAAAUGGAUACAAAGCUAGAUAGCACCUUGCGUGCGUUCCAGAUUUAA
Molecule: messenger RNA, 2049 nt
Organism: Wickerhamiella sorbophila
Lineage: Eukaryota; Fungi; Ascomycota; Dipodascomycetes; Dipodascales; Trichomonascaceae
Product: Aminodeoxychorismate synthase
Exons: 1
Coding region: 1-2049 (682 amino acids)
Biological process (GO): L-tryptophan biosynthetic process
Source: RefSeq, a predicted model, not a curated record